AAAACUUGAAUGCCUUGUUAUUGGAAUAAAUAACUAUUAAAAAAUAAUUUUUAUUUGGCUAUUGAUUUGUCAAAGUAUUGACAAAUUAUGACUAAAUCUGAUGUCAAUAAUAAGUCUCAAAGAGUUGGUCCGCCGCCCAUCAGAUAUGGAAUUAAUUAUGUUAACCCUGAAGAAGAGGAUCAGAUGGAAAUCUAUGGCUUCAAACCCGACUUUUUCCGUACAUUCAUCACAUGGAUUGGGAUAAUCAUGAGUUGCGGACUUUUACGACUCGUCUUUCACUGGAAACCUCAUUGGAUGCUCUCAUGUACUCACGUCCGAUGUCCUCUGGAUUGUGCCAAAAAAGUAUUACUUAUUGAUCAGUUUUUGCAAAAGUUUACCGAAGAUAUCAAAAACUUGUCGACAAAUCUAUUGCAAUAUCAAUACUCUCAGUCAACAGAGAGUCUUGAAGUGGCCGCUAAUAAUUCAGAGACAACUAAUAGUCUGGUAAUACCGAAGCCCAGGGGUGUCUUCGAGUCGACCAAUUCUUUAACAUAUUUUGAGAACAAAAAGGUUCGCUAUGUCUGGGAUUCUGAUGAAAGAGUUUUUUUCAAAGUUCGUGGACUCGAUUCUGACAUUUAUUGUUCAUAUUUUUACCAACAAAAAGGUCUUACAGCCGAUGAACAGGAGACCAGACGAAUACUUUACGAUGAAAAUGCUAUUGUCGUUGAAAUCAAAACUAUUUUUCAAAUUUUAAUACAAGAAGUUUUGGAACCGUUUUAUAUUUUUCAAAUCUUCAGUUUACUUGUCUGGGGUUUAGACGAGUAUUACUAUUACGCCGCUUGUAUUGUCAUUAUGUCCGCCCUAUCACUCACAUCGAGCGUCAUUCAGACCCGCAGAAAUCAGAAACAACUUCGGGAUACCGUCCAAGGGAUGGACACUAUUAAUGUUUGUCGCGGUAAUGAUAUUUAUGAAGAGAUCGAAUCAUCAAAGUUAGUCCCGGGAGACCUCAUAGAAGUACCGGCUUUCGGAUGUAUUAUGCAAUGCGAUGCCGUUCUCCUCACGGGUAAUGUGAUUGUCAACGAAUCAAUGCUAACCGGUGAGAGUGUUCCGGUGACAAAGACACCGCUUCCCAACACUACCACUGAUGAGUUAUACGAUACUAAAGAGCACGCGAAGCACACAAUAUUUUGCGGCACAAAAGUCAUUCAAACUCGUUAUUAUAAUAAUGCAAAAGUCAAAGCAGUUAUCAUUAGGACGGCAUACCAGACGGCUAAAGGAGAACUAAUCCGUUCCAUAAUGUUUCCCAAACCCGUCGACUUUAAACUCAACCGACACAUCCACAAGUUUAUCGGUUGUUUGGCUGUCCUGUCAUUUAUCGGGUUUUUAUAUACAGUAGUAUUAAAAACAAUUCGAGGAGUUCCCUGGCAUAAGAUUGUCUUGAAGGCUCUCGAUUUGAUCACUAUAGUGAUACCUCCAGCACUUCCAGCAGCCAUGACAAUAGGUGUGGUGUUUGCACAGUCAAGAUUGCGCCGAUCAAACAUAUUCUGCAUAUCUCCCCGAUCUAUAAACAUCAGCGGUUGCAUAAAUUGUGUCUGUUUUGAUAAGACCGGUACACUUACUGAAGAUGAUCUUAACUUUGCCGAAGUUGUUCCCGUCGAUAUCGAUAAAAAUAAAUUUGAUUCAGCCGUCGAUGUACUCACAGAUCUAGAUUACGGACCACUAUUGGUAUGUCUGGCGUCUUGUCACUCGUUAACCAUUAUUGAUGACAAUAUAAUUGGUGACACAUUGGACCAAAAGAUGUUUUACGCCACUGAAUGGAUACUAGAAGAGCCUCAAGUGAGCGAUACGACUAAAUAUGAUUUGCUCGCUCCGACUGUUGUCAAACCUAACAAUAAGGAAUUGGGUCCAGAAGUCGGUAUUCUGAGACAAUUUCCAUUUUCAUCUAGUCUUCAAAGAAUGUCUGUUGUAACCCGUAUGACAAACGGCACUGAAUUUGAAUUGUAUGCAAAGGGCUCUCCAGAAAUAAUAUCGUCUUUAUGUGAUCCAAACUCACUGCCAGAAGAUUUCACGGACACACUUAUGGAGUACACGGAAAAAGGUUUUCGUGUCUUAGCCUUAGCUUAUCGUCCAUUACCUGCUCUGACGUACCCGAAGUUGCAAAGAGCCGGUCGUGAAGAUCUCGAAAAGAAUUUACAGUUUUUGGGUUUACUUAUUAUGGGAAAUAUGUUGAAACCAGAAACUACUCCUAUCAUUGAGACAUUAUUGUCGGCUAAUAUUAGGACUGUUAUGAUAACCGGUGAUAAUAUGCUAACAGCUCUCAGUGUUGCGCGUGAGUGCAAUAUGAUUCAGCCCUACCAUAAAGUAGUACUUCUUGAACCCGAUUCUACCGGUUAUUUGGAUAAUAGCGAUGAAAUGCCGACAUUGGUCUGGAAAUUUGCAAACCCGGUGACCAAACGUAGAACUUCUAUUGUUAACUUCAAGCUCGUCGAGGGUCAGGACAAUGAUAGACUACAUGUAGCCAUCACUGGCAGGACAUUCAAAAUUCUUAGAGACCAUUAUCCCGAUCUCUUGAAUAAGGUUGCCAUUAGAGGAACCGUAUUCUCUCGUAUGGCACCCGAACAGAAACAACAGUUAGUGGAAUUACUACAGGAAUUAGGAUAUAUUGUAGGAAUGUGCGGAGAUGGAGCUAAUGAUAUGGCAAGUCUAAAGCAGGCACACGCAGGGGUCAGUCUAUCGGAGGCCGAGGCAUCAGUGGCCUCACCGUUCACAUCAAAGACACCGGACAUCUCGUGUAUUCCAAUACUGAUACGAGAGGGCCGGGCGUCGAUUGUCACCUCAUUUGGUAUAUUGAAAUAUAUGGCUCUUUACAGCUUAACUCAAUUCUUCUCCGUCAUUAUCCUCUAUACGUUUUAUUCCAAUUUGACUGAUAAAGAGUUUCUAUACGAAGAUCUCUUUCUCAUAACUCUUUUUGUUACACUCUUUGGCCGCAGCGAAGCGUUUGAUCAAUUGAAUCGUAAACCGCCGCCGUCUUCACUCAUUGGAAUCACUCCAUUGUCUUCCAUAGCGUUACAAAUACUUUUGGUGGCAUUCAUUCAAGUGAUUGCCAUUGUUAUCGUUUGGCAACAAUACUGGUAUCGGCCACAUGUGACCUCUGACCCCGAAGACUUGGCCAGUCAUGACAAUUACGCCAUAUUCGCCUCCUCUGUCUUCCAGUACAUCACACUAUCGGUUGUUUUCUCCAAAGGAGCGCCUUAUCGAAAGCCUAUUUACACUAAUCAUCUUUUUACACUCGCUCUGGUUUUGUUGACAAUACUGACCAUAUAUUUGGUCGUAUAUCCAACCGAAUGGAUCGCAGAGUUUUUGGAGUUGGAUAUUAGAUACGUUCCGUACAAUUUCCGUAUAUUAAUGGUUUUGUUAGCCGUCGCUCACUUUAUUCUGGCCUUCUUUGCUGAGUCAUUUAUUGUCGAUUUUCUGGUAUUCAAAAAGUUGCGAAAAUGGUUUCCCUCGUUAUCGCCGUCUGAAUCUCUAUAUAAAGAAAUCGAUAACGAAACCAAACACAAUACCCGAUGGCUGCCAAAUCCAUUAGCCGCUUAUAAUAAGCCUCACCGUCGAAACGGGUCCACCUUUUCGUCGUCCAUUAAUCAGAACGCCGGAAGUGAACUGUUGGGCAAAAGUUCGCCGCCAGAGUCGGGCGUUUGGACACAGUCUCAGGCCUCGUCUGUGAGUCCAAUAGUCUUAAGAGGUAGUAAUAACAACAACGAUGUCCAUCACAAGCCCAUUGUCUAAAAAAAUGUUACAAUCAUUGUAUCGACCAUUUAGGUAGUCAAAUGAAACACGAGCUCAACAAUUGAUCGAUAAAUUUA
Molecule: messenger RNA, 3842 nt
Organism: Oppia nitens
Lineage: Eukaryota; Metazoa; Arthropoda; Arachnida; Sarcoptiformes; Oppiidae
Product: polyamine-transporting ATPase 13A3-like
Exons: 12
Coding region: 88-3765 (1225 amino acids)
Biological process (GO): polyamine transmembrane transport; intracellular calcium ion homeostasis
Cellular component (GO): membrane
Molecular function (GO): ATP hydrolysis activity; ATPase-coupled monoatomic cation transmembrane transporter activity; P-type ion transporter activity
Source: RefSeq, a predicted model, not a curated record